ACAUCACUUACGCAUGCGCACGAAGCUUCUUGGGACGGCGAAUAUCUUGCCAAAAUCCAUCAUUGCUUCACUGUCGCGCACGCGCGAAAAACACGAUUGGGAUCAAUACACUGGUUUCAAGUGAAUUCUACUUUCAGUCGUUGGAACAUGCUUGUAGAAGUCAUUGGUUGAGUGACAUUUGUGAAAAUGUCUACUCCACCACAUUUACUGAGUCUAAAGUGGGCCACAGUAAUGGACCAGCAUGCCCAACUGGCUGCCCAAGUACAGGCACAGGCUGCUGUACAAGCCGCUCAUACUCCGGUAGAAAUUAUAGUUAAGCCAUCGAUGUCUGAGAUGUCUGAACAACCAGAGCUUAUAUCAGAAUAUGAACUUCUGGAAAAAGCACAAAAGUGGCAAGUGCUGCAGUUAAAGCGGUUUGCAAAUUUAAAAAGGAAGCUUGAAUUACUGGAUAUCGAUUGCCCUUGCGGAUACAAUCUCAUGUUCUGCCCUAUUUGUCAGGAAUACUGAAUUCACACUGAACAUGUGAUACACAUACUAAAUAAUUACUUUACUAAAUGGUAACUUGCACGCGUAUCGCACUAUUUAUUUUAAAUUACUGAGAUUUUCCGUGUAGUGAAAGCAUUUCUAUCGUGCAAGCGUUUGGCGACGGCGAAUGCCGCGCGCGUUAAACCUUUGAGAAAUUUCCCAACUGAAGUAUCAUUUUCCAUUUAAUCUACGUUAAAACAAUAUACAAACUUAAAUUUACACGUGACUCCGGCGUGACUAAACUCGUCGCCUCGAUAUAACUUUAUUUUAAAUAAUUUUAAUAUUGACAAUGCUUGUCAACGACGAUGCAAUUGAUACAUCUUCUUGAUGAGUAUUAUACUAUAAUAUAUGUAUUUAUGUAAUAUAUGUAUGUAAUAAUGUAUGUAAUAAUAUAUGUAUGUAAUAUGUAAUAUAUGUAUGUAUAAUACAUACAUUGUCGAUAUUAAGGAUUCUAUAUCCUCACUUUGACUGUUAUUUAAUUAUGUCAAAAACGAGAAAUGGCAUUUCAAUUUAUAUUGUCAAGUUAUGGAAAUUGAAAAAUACAUGCAUAAAAUGAUAAUCUUGAUCGAUUCAGCACAUUUGUAAAAAUGUUCAGACACUUUAACCUCAGUAAUAUAUAUAUGUAUAUAUAAUAAAUUUAUUUAAAAAAUUUUAAUUUAGAAUUUUAAUAAUAAAUUUAUUAAAAUACAUUUAUAUAUUAAAUUUAUAUAUUAAAAAUUAUAUGUUAAAAAUUAGUGUAACAUGCAACUUGCAUUUUUAACCCAUCUGAUUUCCCCUGAUUUCUAUUGCGUUAAUUUUACGGCUGCUUAUUAAUUGUUUAGGUUAAAGGAAAGUGUCCGGAUAUUUUUAUAAGUGUGCUGAAUUGAUCAUAACUGUCAUUUAGUGUAUGUAUUCUUUGAUUUCUAUGUAUACUGUAAUAUAAAUUGGCAUACAAUUUCUCGUUUCUGACAUCAUCAAAUAAGGACAGCCAUAGCAAGGACCUAGGAGCCUUAAGAUUAUUUAACAGAAAGUGUUUAUUUAGUACGCGUAUCAAAUGUUUAGUUUUAAGUUGAUUGUUCCAAUCCUAUAGUAAGCUACCUGACAGUUCAAAUGUGCAGGCGGCCUAACUCUCCUCUUGAAAAGAAGAGGGACGAUUUUCAGCGCCUCUAUCAUUGGUCUCACCAACCGAACUAAAGAGAUCACGUGAUGUGGAAUGAGGAUAUUUAAAUCCAUUUGGGCGCGCACGAGAGAAUUCAUAUAUUUGGAGUAUAAAUCUUUGGUUUGUUCUUUUUAGCUGCACUGCUAAAUUAAUGCAAUAAGUUAGAGUGAGAAAAAUAUAUUUGUCUCAUUUUAACUUAUUACACUAGUUCAGCAGUGCUGAAAAGAACAGACCAAAGGUCAUAUCUUACAAUCAAGUAACGGUAAUAUUAUAUCAAUAUUAUAAUUUUCUACUUUCUUCCCGGUUUUAUAGCUAAAGACAGUGUAGCUUUGCUUCUCCUUUAUUUUAAAUAAAACUAAAAGUUUUAUGUUAGCAAUAGUUUCUAUGUUUACUAGUGUAGCAGGCAUUCAUUGUUGUUAAAUUAUUUUUUAUAUAUGUCUAUAAAUAAAAUAUUUUAUAUAUA
Molecule: messenger RNA, 2126 nt
Organism: Odontomachus brunneus
Lineage: Eukaryota; Metazoa; Arthropoda; Insecta; Hymenoptera; Formicidae
Exons: 3
Coding region: 187-507 (106 amino acids)
Source: RefSeq, a predicted model, not a curated record